Molecule: messenger RNA, 2508 nt
Organism: Cutaneotrichosporon oleaginosum
Lineage: Eukaryota; Fungi; Basidiomycota; Tremellomycetes; Trichosporonales; Trichosporonaceae
Source: RefSeq, a predicted model, not a curated record
CCUCUUGUCAUCCGCCACAUUCAUCACUCGGCACCACCCACAAGUGGGGCAUUUCAUCAACAACAUCCACUUAUCUCCAUCUCGGCUUUCUUCAACCUUUCCCCUCCUCCUCGACUACAUCACACAACAUGUCGGCGCCCACUCGUGACGUCUACCUCGCACAGGAUUUCAACCCUGCGUCAUUGCGGGUUCCUCAGCUCCGUUCCAUCCUCCACGAACACGGCGUCCGCCACUCAUCAGCGGCCAAGAAGGCCGACCUAGUGGCCUUGUUCAUCACCGAGAUCCAACCUCGCGCCGCGAUCAUCCUCGCCCAGGACGCGCGUGUGCGUCCUUCCGCGACGGGCAUCAUCGCCGUCUCGUCCACUGGUGACGAGGCGCCCGUGACACCAGUCGUUGGCAAACGUCCUCGAGGCCGGCCGAGGAAGACGGCGACUUCUGCCAGUGAGGAGCUCAAGGCCGAGGACGACAUGUCAGAAGUCCCAGCCAAGCGCGCACGGUCACGCCGCUCAACCGUCGACGUCUCCGACGCAGAGCCCGCCCCCACGCCAGCCCCUAGGAAGAGAGGCCGUCCCCCCAAGAAGGUCAAGGAGGUCAUUGCAUCGGACGAGGAGAGCGACGUCAGAAUGGAGGAUAUCCAGGAAGCACCAACUCCGCCCCCAAAGGCGAAGGUGCGGCGCAAGUCGGUCAAGCACGAAGUGCCCACUCGGGAACCUGUCCCCGAUGUUCCCGCCACUGCACCGGCCGCUGUGCGCAAGCCGCGCUCUUCCUUCCUGCCGCCCGCUCCCAGGCCCGAGGACCACACGACGCCUCAGCGCCCGCGGCGCUCUUCCAACGCCGAGGACAACAGCUCUCCCUUUUCCGACUACAACCCGUUCCAGGCUGGCAGUGCUGAAGCUGCCGAGGUUGCGCGUCGUCGCCGCAAGUCUUCCCUUGGCUUUGGCGAGAAUAAGCGCAAGGCUCCGCGCCCAAGCGAAUGGACUGCCACUUCGCAGCCGUCUGCCUCCAUUCUGCGCAAGGUGGGCCCGUCAAAUGAGAACCUGCGUUCCCCAGCACCGCCAAAGAUUGCAUAUGCGGAUGAGGUCGCUGAGGCCGACGCUCAUAAUGCGAUUGUUGAGCGCAAGUUUGGGGAGGUAACCCAGUCGUAUCCGGAUGACGCCCCGAUCACCGUCACCACAUCUACGAAGAUGGUGGAGAGGCCGAAGCGUAAGGCGAUUAUUCGGCGCAAGCCCAAGCCCAGCGGAAGCACACUGCCGUUGUCGCUGUUCAGCCUCCUCAUUUUCAUCUUAUCCGCCCACUACAAAUCUAUCUCCACGAGCAACGGUUUCUGCGACAACAAUAGCAACACCAACAGCGUCAUUUUGGGGCGCGAGCUUCCAAUCAAGGCAGCACAGGAGUGCAUGAUUCAGCGUGCGCAGUGGCAAGCGGAUCACCCAGAUGAGACCCCCAACAUCACUUGCGACGUGGCGUCAUUGCCCCUUGUUCCCUUCGUUCCCCGCCCCACAAAGUGUGUACCGUGCCCGGCAAACGCGCAAUGCAGCAGGGGCGAAGUCGUCGCAUGUGAUCCAGAAUAUCUGCUCAAACCGAGCUUGCUGGCGCCAAUCUCACCUCUUUUGGACGGGUGGCCGUUGAUGCCGCCUCGUGUCUUCACGCCGAAGUGCAAGCCUGAUACUGCGCGCAUGCGCCAGAUCGGCCAGCUUGCAACACAAAUGGAACGCUUCCUCGCCAAGCGCCGGGGCACCAUCGAGUGCUCCAGCGCGAGUGUCGAUCUCACCGUCGGACCUGGUGUGCGAUACGGUGUGUCAGAGAAGGAGCUUCUUAACACUUUCGCCGAGCGCCGCGUGGACUCCAUCGAGCGUGAAGACUUCGAUGACAUGUUCCAGCGGGCUAUCACCGACCUCGUGGCGCACAAAGACCUCGUUGAGUCCAUCGAUGAAUACGGCACGUCGUACUACACGUCUGCUCGCUCUGAUAUGUCGAUGGCGUGUCACGCCAAGCUCGAGGCGCUGCACCUUCUCGACCAGUGGAAAUCGCAGCUCGGCGGCACCGCAGCCGUCAUCGCCCUCAUAUUUGGGCUGCGCAACCGCAUCGAAGCGGCCCGCACCGAACACAAGCAGGUGCGCGAGUACACGGAAAUGGCUGUGCGUCGGCUUCAGGACCAGGAGUACCGCCACUUCACCGACCCCGUGCAAAACCCCACCUCGUAUAUGCCGCCAGCGCAGCUGCGUGACGUGAUCCUCCCAGCUUCACUGCGGCAGGGCACCAAGCAGCGCAUCUGGUCAAAGGUCGAGGCCAAGGUUGAGGAGAACGCCAACGUCCUUGUGCGUGAACGCGAGGUCAAGGGAGACGUGUGGAAGACGUGGGAGUGGAGCGCGAUUGGGGGCGGCCGCGCUGUCGAGCCAUCUAGCCCUGCGCUCGCGAUCGAGACUGGACCACCCGCCUUUUGAGAGUUAUACCCCAAUCUAAUGCGUGUGUGACAAUGUACAUUAUGCGUGCCAUCUAUGUGUCUAU